AUGGCUUCCAAACAAUCUGCCUUGGACUUUCUGUCCUUUGUGAAUGCUGCUCCUACGCCUUUCCAUGCCGUCCAUGAAGCCAAAGAGCUUCUAGCUAAGGCUGGAUUCCAGGAAAUCAAGGAGAAAGACUCCUGGGCAUCAACCUGCAAGCCGGGAGGCAAGUACUACUUGACCCGCAAUACCACUACCCUGGUAGCUUUUGCGAUCGGCAAGCAGUGGCAGCCUGGUAACUCUAUCUCCAUGAUUGGAGCCCACACUGAUUCCCCAGUGUUGAGGGUUAAGCCUGUGAGCAAGAAGAGCGGGGAAGGCUUCGUGCAGGUCGGUGUCGAGACCUACGGUGGAGGCAUCUGGCACACAUGGUUUGAUCGCGAUCUCGGUGUGGCUGGUCGUGUGAUGACGCGCGCGAGCGACGGAUCCAUUGUCCAGAAGCUUGUCAAGAUUGACCGCCCUAUCCUUCGCAUCCCAACUUUGGCUAUCCACUUGGAUCGCCAGGAGACCUUCUCUUUCAACAAGGAAACCCAGCUUUUCCCUAUUGCUGGCCUGAUUGCUGCUGAGCUCAACCGCACCGGAGAGGCCAAGGCCCCGGAGGCGGACAAGGAUGCUGAUUUCUCGCCUCUGAAGUCAGUGACUGAGCGUCAUCAUCCCUACUUUGUCGAGCUGAUUGCUGCCGAGGCCGGGGUCAAGCCCGCGGACAUUUUGGACUUUGAGAUGAUUCUCUUUGACACCCACAAGUCCUGCCUCGGCGGUAUGCUGGAGGAGUUCAUCUUCUCCCCUCGCUUGGAUAACCUUAACAGCACUUUCUGUGCCACUGUCGGUCUCAUUGACUCCGUCGCCGAUGCUUCUGCCCUCGAGAAUGAGGAUGCCAUUCGCCUGAUUGCUCUGUUUGAUCACGAGGAAAUUGGUAGCCGCACAGCACAGGGUGCGGACUCGAACAUUCUGCCGUCGAUUAUCCGCCGCUUGUCUGUUCUUCCCUCCACCUCUUCCAAGGAUGCGGAUCUGUCGACAGCUUAUGAGCAGACUCUGUCCACCUCCUUCCUUGUUUCUGCUGAUAUGGCCCACUCAAUCAACCCCAACUACUCCGGCAAGUACGAGCCGGACCACAAGCCGGAGAUCAACAAGGGCCCCGUUAUCAAGAUCAACGCCAAUGCCCGCUAUGCAACCAACUCUCCCGGUAUUGUCUUGUUGGAGGAGAUUGCACGCAAGACCACCAAGGAGACUGGCGAGCACGUUCCCCUGCAGCUGUUCGUUGUCCGCAACGACUCAAGCUGUGGUAGCACUAUUGGCCCCAUGCUGUCUGCUGCAUUGGGUGCCCGAACUCUUGAUCUGGGCAACCCCCAGCUGAGUAUGCACAGUAUCCGUGAGACUGGAGGUACUCACGAUGUCGCUCAUGCCAUCCGUCUCUUCACUGGCUUCUUCAAGCACUACUCCGAGUUGUCGAAGACCAUUCUUGUGGAUUAA
This is a messenger RNA of Penicillium brevicompactum, 1458 nucleotides long. RefSeq names its product M18 family aminopeptidase. Gene Ontology annotation, molecular function: zinc ion binding; metalloaminopeptidase activity. The coding region runs from base 1 to 1458 and encodes 485 amino acids. The transcript has 6 exons. Lineage: Eukaryota; Fungi; Ascomycota; Eurotiomycetes; Eurotiales; Aspergillaceae. Gene Ontology annotation, cellular component: fungal-type vacuole. Gene Ontology annotation, biological process: proteolysis. The record is from RefSeq and is a predicted model, not a curated record.